AUGGCAGCAGACUGGCAGGAAGGGGUGGAGGUCAUUGGGCCAUGGUGCACAGAUAUGCAGUUGCUCUGGAGCGUGCGCCCGCAGUACUUUCGAGGCUGUGAACUGAUUGCGACCCAAGGAGCGAGGGACGAGCUGCUUACAUUCAAAGGAGACGACGCCGCGGACGAAGAUGAAGACAACGCGGAAGAUGACGAUGAAGAGGUAGACGACGACGUCGAAGUCGACGACGAGGAGCUUUCGUUGCCACGGUCUACGUCUGCUUCCAAUCGAUCUUUCCCACCUUCAGGUUGCGCCCCGACUUCUUUGGGUGUGGCCACGAGCAACCGUUUGUUUUGA
Peronospora matthiolae is the source of this 336-nucleotide messenger RNA. The record is from the annotation of a GenBank genome assembly. NCBI's taxonomy places the organism in Eukaryota, Oomycota, Peronosporomycetes, Peronosporales, Peronosporaceae.